Messenger RNA from Phytophthora sojae, 672 nucleotides. RefSeq lists its product as hypothetical. The record is from RefSeq and is a predicted model, not a curated record. The annotation marks the transcript as partial. NCBI's taxonomy places the organism in Eukaryota, Oomycota, Peronosporomycetes, Peronosporales, Peronosporaceae. The transcript has a single exon.
CUGCUUCAAGAAUUGCGAGCGGCUCAACAGACUGGUCAGAUCCAGCGCUUUUCGCUGUCACAGCCCGCAUUCCAGCUGCAGUUGAGCUGGAGGACUGAACUGACUGACGAGAUGAAGAGUGAAGUCGUGGACCGAUGGACGAAGCUGUUGUACGCGAAGCACGAGCAUCUCGAGUCGCGCCAGCUUGCUCGUCUCGCUCAUUUGUAUGGAGCGCUGUACGCGGCAGCUCUACCGGCGCCUUCUCCGACGUCAACCGCGCGUGAUGGCGAAGAUGAGGAAGACGAAGAAGAUCUGGAUAAUAAGGCCCAUGCUCUCGAGACCAAACUGGUACGUUACUUCGAAGACGACGACGAUAAGGAUGAUGCUGCAGCCGGUGGAGACGACGUCGAAGGUGACGAGGAUGAGCGUUUGCUGCAGAAAAUGCUGCGGCCGCUGACCGAGUCUCUGAUCGAGGCUAUCGAGCGGGAUACACGCUCACUCAUUCAACUCCGUCUUGGCGGUGGAGGUCCGCUUGAGGGCAGUGAUACUGAAGAGAGCAAGAGCAACGAUGAAGGUAUCAAAUGGACGAGUUACGCUGUGGCCAAGGUAUUUCACGGAUUGACGACGCCGCAGCUUCCAACUCGGCAGUGGCGCGACCACGUCUGCUGGCGACGGUACUCUGACGUGGCCUUC